This is a messenger RNA of Fraxinus pennsylvanica, 981 nucleotides long. Lineage: Eukaryota; Viridiplantae; Streptophyta; Magnoliopsida; Lamiales; Oleaceae. The record is from the annotation of a GenBank genome assembly.
AUGGUAAUCACUCAAUCCAACAUCAAUCCGGCGAUUCAUUUCGCCUCCUCCACCAUCUGCCGCAGCCGACACCAUCUCCUCCGUAACUGCUUCUCGCUCCCACGCGCCGCCGCAUUCGGCCGCUCGCUCACCCUGAACACCUCCACAGCAAGAACCCGAGCCUUCUCAACCAACGAUACUCAAGAUGAAAUAAUCGCUGAUGCCGAGAAACUACCGAACAAACCGCCUAUAUGCACCGCCGACGAGCUCCACUACGUCUCCGUCAACAAUUCCGGCUGGCGCCUCGCCCUCUGGCGCUACACUCCCUCUCCUCAGGCACCGCCACGUAAGCAUCCUCUGCUGCUGUUGUCUGGUGUGGGAACAAAUGCCAUUGGAUAUGAUCUUUCUCCUGGGUCUUCAUUUGCCCGUUACAUGUGUGGUCAAGGAUUUGAUACUUGGAUUCUUGAAGUUCGAGGAGCUGGAUUGAGCAUGCAUGGAUCAGAUACUAAAGAUGUUGAGAAAUCAGCUCAUGCAAUGUCUGAAUUCAUGGAAGCUGCAGUUGAAAAUGCACUUUGCUAUGAAUUUGAUAAGAAUGGCAAGUUUGAUGCUCAAGUCCACGGAAGAUUGCCAUACGAGUUGCUAAAACCCAAUCUAGUAUUGCGCAAUCUCCUGCUUUCUAUGCCCCCAGCAACAAAAAGUAUUAGCACGAAUAUCUCCACCAAUGCCGAUGAAGCUCAUGCAGCUCAUGUUUUCAGCAGGUUGUGUUUGCAAGAUUGUUUCCAAGGUGUCAUGUGCUUUGAAACUCUUAACCCUCCUAUGGGAUUGGGACCUCUUUCAAGCAUAGAAGGGAUGAAUGAAGUACAAACUGAAAAUGUUGAAACAAAAGUUCUGUGUAAACCUUCUGUACAAGAAAUGGAAGCCGCCAUUGCCAUUGCCAUUGCCAUUGCCAUUGCCAAGGGUGAUAAAAAAAAAACAGUAAUUACUGAAAACUUACCUAGUUAA